Molecule: messenger RNA, 396 nt
Organism: Acanthamoeba castellanii str. Neff
Lineage: Eukaryota; Discosea; Longamoebia; Acanthamoebidae
Exons: 3
Coding region: 1-396 (131 amino acids)
Source: RefSeq, a predicted model, not a curated record
AUGAAGGUGGAGAUGCAAAGGAAGCUUGCACAUGACAAGUAUGAGGCAAGCACCAGCUUGCAGGUGCUUGCCUUGAGACCAAACUCAAAGGCUGUUGCCUUCAGCAUUGACAAUGGCCCAAAGGAGCUGAUCCAGUGGCGCUUCAGUGACCAGAUCAACCGCCUCAUUGUGUUCAAGCCCAGUGGACAAAUCCUCUACACAAGCCAUUUGGUGAAUGCAGGAGACAAGGAGCUCUUUUGCCUGACGUGCUACAUCAAGAUGACAAACGCACUCUACUUUGGUGGCCAUGACCUGCUUGGGCUGCUCUUUGGUUUGCUCCCCUCCCACAAUCUUCAAUAUGGGUCUCUCAUUGUGGCUGGCAUGAACAAUCUCAACGCCAUGUCAAGGUGGCCAUAG